AGAGAGAGAGAGAGAGAUAGCAGUGAGCGUUUUGAUCGGGGCAUUGGCCGGAAGUGGUCAGCUUUCUUCAUUUUCCGUUCAUGGUUGCUAGGCGUGGCGACCCCUUAAGGGGUCGUCUAAGGCCAAUGGCCUUCACAUUGGCCAUUGUUCUCAUGUCCACUACUCUCAGCUUGGUGGCUGCUGAUGCUUAUCCUUAUUACUCUCCUCCGCCACCAACAGAACACUAUGAGUACAAAUCUCCGCCUCCUCCUUCACCAUCUCCUCCCCCACCAUACGAGUACAAGUCUCCACCACCACCCAAAGAGGCUCCUGCUCCAAAAUAUGAGUACAAAUCUCCACCACCACCGGUUGAGCACAAGUCUCCUCCUUAUGAGUACAAGUCUCCUCCACCACCUUAUGAGUACAAGUCUCCACCACCACCCAAAGAGGCUCCUGCUCCAAAAUAUGAGUACAAAUCUCCACCACCACCGGUUGAGCACAAGUCUCCUCCUUAUGAGUACAAGUCUCCUCCACCACCUUCACCAUCUCCUCCGCCACCUUAUGAGUACAAGUCUCCACCACCACCCAAAGAGGCUCCUGCUCCAAAAUAUGAGUACAAAUCUCCACCACCACCUACUCCAAAAUACGAGUACAAAUCUCCACCACCACCACCGGUGGAGCACAAGUCUCCUCCUUAUGAGUACAAGUCUCCGCCACCACCUUCACCAUCUCCUCCACCACCUUAUGAGUACAAGUCCCCCCCACCACCGAAAGAGGCUCCUGCUCCAAAAUAUGAGUACAAAUCUCCACCACCACCAGUUGAGCACAAGUCUCCUCCUUAUGAGUACAAGUCUCCUCCUCCACCCUCACCGUCUCCCCUUCCACCCUAUGAAUACAAGUCCCCACCCCCUCCAGUAAAGGCUCCUGCUCCAAAAUAUGAGUACAAAUCUCCACCACCGCCAGUUGAGCACAAGGCUCCUCCCUAUGAGUACAAGUCUCCACCACCACCUUCACCAUCUCCUCCACCACCAUAUGAGUACAAAUCUCCACCCCCACCAUCUCCAAAGCCUUAUUACUACAAAUCUCCCCCACCACCAUCACCAUCACCACCUCCACCAUACUACUACCAUUCUCCUCCACCACCAGUGAAGUCUCCAGCACCAGAACCUUACUACUAUAAAUCUCCACCACCACCUUCACCAAAGCCUUACUACUACCACUCACCUCCACCUCCUUCACCAUCUCCUCCACCACCAUACUACUACCAUUCUCCACCACCACCAGUGAAGUCUCCAGCACCAGAGCCUUACUAUUAUAAGUCUCCACCACCACCAUCACCAAAGCCUUACUACUACCACUCCCCUCCACCUCCUUCACCAUCUCCUCCUCCACCCUACUAUUACCAUUCUCCACCACCACCGGUGAAGUCUCCAGCACCAGAGCCUUACUACUAUAAAUCUCCACCACCACCUUUACCAAAGCCUUACUACUAUCAUUCCCCACCUCCUCCUUCACCAUCUCCUUCACCACCAUACUACUACAAGUCUCCUCCUCCUCCAUCUCCUAAACCUCACCCACCUUAUUACUACAACUCCCCACCACCACCAAUGAAGUCUCCGGCACCAACACCUUACUACUACAAAUCUCCACCACCACCCUCACCAAAGCCUUACUAUUACCAGUCCCCACCACCACCAGUGAAGUCUCCGGCACCAACACCUUACUACUACAAGUCUCCACCACCACCCUCUCCAAAGCCUUACUACUACCAGUCCCCACCACCACCAGUGAAGUCUCCGGCACCAACACCUUACUACUACAAGUCUCCACCACCACCCUCACCAAAGCCUUACUACUACCAGUCCCCACCACCACCAGUGAAGUCUCCAGCACCAACACCUUACUACUACAAGUCUCCACCACCACCCUCUCCAAAGCCUUAUUACUACCAGUCCCCACCACCACCAAUGAAGUCUCCAGCACCGACACCUUACUACUACAAGUCCCACCACCACCUUCACCAAAGCCAUACUACUAUCAGUCCCCACCACCACCAAUGAAGUCUCCAGCACCAACACCUUACUAUUACAAGUCUCCUCCUCCUCCAUCUCCAAUGCCACACCCACCUUACUAUUACAAUUCUC
Neltuma alba is the source of this 2123-nucleotide messenger RNA. Its product is annotated as extensin-2-like. Gene Ontology annotation, molecular function: structural constituent of cell wall. Lineage: Eukaryota; Viridiplantae; Streptophyta; Magnoliopsida; Fabales; Fabaceae. The transcript has 2 exons. Gene Ontology annotation, biological process: plant-type cell wall organization. Bases 81 to 2039 code for a protein of 652 amino acids. The record is from RefSeq and is a predicted model, not a curated record.